Molecule: messenger RNA, 5012 nt
Organism: Siniperca chuatsi (mandarin fish)
Lineage: Eukaryota; Metazoa; Chordata; Actinopteri; Centrarchiformes; Sinipercidae
Gene: vkorc1l1
Product: vitamin K epoxide reductase complex, subunit 1-like 1
Exons: 3
Coding region: 71-631 (186 amino acids)
Biological process (GO): peptidyl-glutamic acid carboxylation; vitamin K metabolic process
Molecular function (GO): vitamin-K-epoxide reductase (warfarin-sensitive) activity
Source: RefSeq, a predicted model, not a curated record
GCCCCUGACGGGGUGGCACGUCCUGACGCUUUUCCACGUCGCAGUUCUGUCUCAGGCGAGCUCGCUGCGUAUGUAUGCGUGUCUCCAGCUAGGCCAGAGAAUGAUGGCGGCGCCCGUCCUGAGAGUGUCCACCCCUCGGUGGGAAAGAAUAGCUAGGCUUCUUGUUUGCCUGUUGGGCAUACUGUUGUCUCUAUAUGCCUUUCACGUCGAGAGGGAAAAGGCUCGGGAUCCGAGUUAUAAGGCUAUGUGCGACGUCAGCAGCUCCAUCAGCUGUUCAAAAGUGUUCAGCUCAAGGUGGGGUAGAGGAUUUGGACUCUUGGGCUCCAUUUUUGGAAAUGACAGUGCACUGAACCAACCCAACAGUGUGUAUGGGAUUGUCUUUUAUGCCUUUCAGCUUCUACUAGGAAUGACUGUCAGUGCAAUGGCCGCCCUUAUUCUCAUGACGACAUCCAUCUUGUCGGUGGUGGGUUCGCUCUACCUGGGCUACAUCCUCUACUUUGUCCUAAAGGACUUCUGCAUCAUCUGCAUCACCACAUAUGCGCUGAACUUCAUUCUCUUUAUUCUCAACUACAAGCGACUGGUUUACUUGAAUGAGGCCUGGAAGCAGCAGCUCCAGGCCAAGCAGGACUAAGCUGUUGAGAACGGCAAGAAAAAUAUGAUAAACAAACAACAACAAAAAAGAAAUGUGACCUCUGAACAUUUGACUUGCCACCAGGAGACCUUGCUUCCAAACAAUGUUUAUUCUGCUGUGUGUUCAAAAAAAAUGAAGAAAUUUAACUUAAAUGUUGGGCCUGACAUCUCAAUGUUGCAAACAUGGAAGGAUUUGUAAGUGAAAGAUGAUUUUCUUUUAAUUUCUUUUUCCUUGUUUAACAUUGUACUCACUUAAGGAAGGGGCUGGCUGUGUGUAUGUGGGGAAACACAUCAACCCUCGCAAGCAGAGGCAGAACGCCACAAUACAGAACGAUGGAGGACAGCUCUCUUUUGAACAAAAAGGAUCGCAGAAUGGAAGAAAAACAGGACAUUAAAGGGGUUUACUUGAAACGGCUAGAAAGGUCCUAUUAUUGCACAGCGGAUCUGCACUAAAACUCGGAACCGAAUAAUGGGUCCCAAAAUUAGAAAAACACUCAUUAGGUUAUCCUACAGUUUGCAGAUAAGGGGGUCCAAAAUGAUUAACGAUUAACAUUUAUACAGAAUACGUUUUUUUCAUGUUUACACUUUGUAGUAUGUUUCUUUUUGAAGAGGACCACUAAUAAUAAACACAAGACGAUGUGAGAUAUUGUGUGUAGAUCAGUCAGAUUGUUUGUUUUGUAAAUAGCUGCUGAGCAAUAUUCCAGGCUAGAUUGUGAUUUAGUGUUGACACAAACCUUUAAGGAAAAAAAACAAAAAAAAACCCCACCAAUAAAACAGGAGAAAACAUCAGUAAAUCUGGAACAAAAAGUGAUCAAGGUCACAGUUAGGUGUAUGAGUCUGAAGAUGUGCUUGGGACAUCUUCCGUCCUGUAACCCUGGUCAGGCAUGCAGUUCAGAGUUGUGUGGAUUAAUUUGUUGUAAGUGGUUAUUGUUUCAUCUGAAGCCACCGACACAAGUCUUUUGAACAGAACUAUAGUUACUUUCACCAAGUUUGCAUAAAGGCACCCUCACUCUUUUUUUCCUUUAUUUUAUGUUAUUCUGUGAAAAGCAUUCCUGACCACCACACAAGUGGGAUCCAUAAAGACUUAUGUGCCUAAAGGAGUGUUAAGGUGAAUUACCUUUUUUUGGGGGGGGGGUCCAUGUUAAAAUCAGUUUUGCGUUUUGCUCGUUUUAUUGUCACAGGUCCAAGGCUUUAUUUUUAUGAUCACGAUUUUGUAAAUUAAGAUACCAGUGAAGUGUUUCUCCCUCCCUAAUAGAGUCUCAUGAGGUAGCAAAGGCUGCUACACUGUGAUUGUCUGCUCAAGGGUAGAGUGGCCUGGUGGCAGAAGCAUCUCUUAUCUUGCUGUUUUCAGUUGCGUUAAUGCUCAUCUGGGUUUUGUUCACUGUCCAGCCUGUCCACAUUUGAUGUCAACUGAACAUUAACAGUGAUCUUGCCAAACUAAGUUACAAUUAAUUUGCAGGAUGUGAACAAAACUUGGGAAGUGACGUGCUUUGUUGACAUGAGCGGCAGAAGCGUAACAAGGCGUGAGAUUCUGUAAGAAAACAAAACAGUAUGUUAAGCCAUAUGUGGAGUUUGUGGGAUUUUUGCUCCAGUGCGAAAGAUAUCCAGGUUGCUGAUGGUUUUCUAAGAUGAACAGCUGCAGACACUGAAGCUUUUCAUUAAGUGGUUGAUCUAACAUAGCAAGGAUUGUAUGGAGAGAGAUCACAGUAUGGGAAAAGCAGCCACAGCUUGUAGUGGCUUUGCUAGAAAUCCACAGUAUUGUCAGUUCAGUUCAGCACCAAGUGACAGAGUAGGACCAUUGUCUCUUUUCCAUCCAGAAUCCACUGAUUCGAGUAUCCUACUUGUCAGAUGCAUGGCACACUGUCUCCAGGCUUUAAACAUAUGUUGGCCAUUGGACAAUCUUACACUCACUGUCAAAGAUGUAGAACAGUCGUAGUAAUAACUGUAAUAAUGUGAUUCAUCUGUGGUGUUAAACCAGCUUGUUAAUAGUUUCCAUCACUGCUAGUCUCCAUGCUCCUUCAUGUUGAAUAGAAUUCAAGUUCUCCUUGACAGAUUUUUUUUUUGUGGAGUGAGGGUUGUUAAAGUAUUGAUGACAGCAACUGCCAGGAAAGUAAUUUCAGUGACAUGCUUCCUGUAAUAACAUAUGCAGUCAUCAUUUGUGUAAGAAAAUGGAUAUUGAGGUACUUUUUUCUCCCCCCAGGAUAUUGUCAAAAUGAAAUUGUCUGUUCAUGCAUGUUGUAACCCAUUUACUACUUAUCAUAUGUUGGCUGUGUUACGUCACUGUUACCCAUUUCCCAAAGUAUAACGAUUGUUAUAUAUUUAAAGUAGUUUGUCCUACGUUCCAGGCAGACAGUUUCCAUUCGUUUCACUAUGGGAUGAUAUAAACUUUAAGAGACGCUUCCAUCACUUAAUCCUUCACAGUGAAGAUCAUAUACAUAUUCACUAUGUCAAUAUUUGUCCUUUGGGUCUGAGUAACAACAGUAUAACUGAUAAAUGUGAUGCAGUUUGGCAAGCUACUAGCCAAAUCUAGACUUCAGUUUCAGUAUGGAUAACCUGACUUCGAGUAUGCCACUGAUUUAGCAUUGCACUCCUAUGACAUUUAUUCCAAAUCGAUGCAGCAAAACCAGAGAUUUCUUUAUUAUUCCACACAUUCUUCUUUCUUGUCAAAACAUGGCGCCUACAUUACCCAUAAUGCAACUCGACCGCCUACAGUUCGGUUCGGAAAUUUGGGUGUGUUAUGCUAAUAGUGACUAAUGUAGCCUCGAGCCUCAAGCAGAGAUGAGGAGCGGGCUGCAGAGGUCUGGUAAGCUUAGUUCUUUGUGACUCCACACCUCCAGAUUGACUCACACAGAUCCCUCUGGAGCCACAAAAGGCUUUAUACAGCUUUUUUCCACAUAUGCAGUAGUACUGCCCGUGACCUGUAAACAGACUGAUGUGUAAAAUUGACGGAGUUCCCCUUUAAGCAAAUUUCAAAUCUUUGUGAGUGGAUUUUCAUGUCAUACAGAAAAGAAUGGGAACUAAUGGUGCCUGGAAGGGAAACUCAUUUAAACACUAUGGAAAAUGGUUGGCAGUUACGUUACGUUGACAUAAUUGGUAGUAAACUGGCAGAAACCUGCGAGCACCAGUACAGUCAUUUUAACAAACUGUAUGGUAGGAUGAUUUAAAUGUUUGCAUAAUUUCUUAGCAAGUCAUCUUUAAGAUCUUUCUUAUAAAGCAUUGCCUUGUCAGGCUCUUAUCAGGUUCUUUUUCAUCUCAACUCGGAAUGAGAUCAACAACCACUGUUUUGUCCUUUUUCUGGGAACGCCUGUGCACUUACAUAGAGACAAGUCUCCUAUGGAUUCACUUGCACAAGUCAAAUUUUUUAUUUAGAGAAGUCAAACUGACAACUUGCUAGUUUUUGCAACAACAGAAAACUACCAUAGAACUGACAAGUAUACAGUAGAUAGCCUAGUAUUAAGUUCAUGAUUCCAGUCAUAUGCAAGCCUAUUACAAUAGUUGUGUACAGUUACUUUAAAGAAAUGAGUAAGGAGAUUGGCUGUUGAGUCAAAAGUUUGAAGUCUUUGGCUGGUAAAAGGAUCACCGAGUUGUGUGAUGAUUUAAUGUAAAAAAGAUCGAUACUGCAUUCUCAUGAAUAUUCAUUUAGGCCCUGAGGUAUAACUGCCAUGUUAGUUGCAUCACCAAUGCCAACAAAAGUGCCUUCUGUUUGAUCACUAGGCCUUGAGCCAAAGACGAGCAACAGUAAUAGCCUUGUAAAAUGAAAAAUUGUAACUGUAACAGGCACUUCUGCUUGCCUUCCUUAAAAUGUAAUCUGAUAAAUUGGUAAUUCCCAAAGAUUUGAUAUCCAGUAUCCAUGCAAAAAUCAAUUCAGAAAUUGCCAGAAAAAAAAAGCCCUGUCAAAUCAAUGGCCGUUCCUUUUUCCUUCCUGAACUCCACUAUAUAAUUACCAUCUUUAUUUUGUCUAGCUAGGACAUGUUUGUUAGCUAAAAAUACACUCUGUUUAAACUACAUGAUUGUAAUGUUCUUUCUUCAUCAUUAAUUAUGCCCUUUAGCUGUAUAGACUGUUAACAUUCUGGGUUAUUUUAGUUUUUAAAAAGUCGAGGGGUUGGAGGGCUAGGAAUCCAUGUGUCAGCAUAAAAUGUUUAUUCAAUUUCUUUGUGGAGGAAAACUUACUGGGUUUGCUUCUGUAUUGCCAAAUAUGUUUUAAAAUGCUGUAUUUUCUUACAUGGAAAAGUGUUACAUGAAUGGUAGGAGGGUGCAAAAAAUAAUCUGUUUAAAUCCAGCUUACUUUAAGGGAAAACUGUGGAAAAGUUUGACAUAAGAACAUUUUUAAUUGUGUCAUUGUCAUGUGGAAAUGAUCUACCAUUAAAACAUUCCCUCUGAAA